ACCCUCCCUCGUACCCGUCAAACACACUCCUCACAACAGCAGCGGCAGCAAACGAAGAAGAAGGUGGGAAUGGAUAGCUUCAGCAGCGACUCGUUGGACUCGCCGUUGGCCCGGAGGUCGGCGGGGGCGGCGGCGGCGGCGGCGGCGUCGGACGAGGAGGUAUCCUACGCGACGGUGUCAUCGGCGCCGCCCAAGAGGCGGGCGGGGCGCACCAAGUUCCGGGAGACGCGGCACCCGGUGUACAAGGGGGUACGCCGGCGCAACGGGGACAAGUGGGUGUGCGAGGUGCGGGAGCCCAACAAGAAGUCCAGGAUCUGGCUGGGCACCUUCCCCACCGCCGAGAUGGCCGCCCGGGCGCACGACGUGGCCGCCAUGGCCCUGCGCGGCCGCUCCGCCUGCCUCAACUUCGCCGACUCCCCGUGGCGGCUCCCCGUGCCGGAGUCAUCCAGCCCCGCCGACAUCCGCAAGGCGGCGGCCCGCGUCGCCGAGGCCUUCCUGCCACGGCCGUCUUCCGAGACGCCCAAGCAAAUGCAGGAGCAGAUGGCGACGGCGUGGGCGGCAGCCGACGAUGCCUUCUUCGUGGAGGACGGCCUCAACUUCGGAAUGCAGGGGUACCUGGACAUGGCAGAAGGUUUGUUGAUCGAUCCACCGCCGCCUCCGAUGGACUACGAGGACGACAGCUACGGCAUUGUUCCCCUGUGGAGCUAUGCCGUCUGAGACCUGAUGGGAAAAUACUGUACAUUAUAGACAAAUGAUUGCUUCGUGGCCGGAAAAUGGUGGCCACUGUAGCGCCUCUGCUCUAAAUUAGGGGUAAUAAAUCUGAUGAGGUCCGUUUGAAGAGGAACUCAUUCAAAUAGCGGCGGAGGGGAGGGAAGCAGGGGAAGAGUUCAAAUAGUCUUUGUUUACCGAGCAAUGCAUAGUUAGGGCUGUUUUGAGGGUUACUUUACUGAGAAAUAUUACCAUCUAUAUGGCUUAUUAUUUGUCACAUCUACACUGAGAUAAGGUUCAAGACAAAAUAAAAGAAAAAAAGCAGGUGAGGUGGCAGCCCUUC
This is a messenger RNA of Musa acuminata AAA Group (dessert banana), 1051 nucleotides long. RefSeq names its product dehydration-responsive element-binding protein 1G-like. Gene Ontology annotation, molecular function: DNA binding; DNA-binding transcription factor activity. The record is from RefSeq and is a predicted model, not a curated record. Gene Ontology annotation, biological process: regulation of DNA-templated transcription. NCBI's taxonomy places the organism in Eukaryota, Viridiplantae, Streptophyta, Magnoliopsida, Zingiberales, Musaceae. Bases 70 to 717 code for a protein of 215 amino acids. The transcript has a single exon.